Ostertagia ostertagi is the source of this 804-nucleotide messenger RNA. The record is from the annotation of a GenBank genome assembly. Lineage: Eukaryota; Metazoa; Nematoda; Chromadorea; Rhabditida; Trichostrongylidae.
AUGGUGGAGAUAAGGGAGGAGUCAUCUGAACCUUUCAAUCCUUCAUCGUCAGCCAGCUCAUCGAGAGCCCAAGCAAGCAGGCCAACACCAGGCUCAAUAUCGAUCUCGCAAUAUGUUUCGGAAAAUAUUAUGGAUUGUUGUCUACUUGGAACAAGGUUGAUGACGUUGUUUUUCACAAUAUGCUAUUUGCUGCCUUUUUUGUCUCCAGUAGCGCCAGAUUCUGCCUACUAUAAAGCUUUUGCCGCAGCUGCUGCAACAAAUGCGCUGCGAAUGCAGCAACGAGUCGGAACUGUUUCUUUUUCUCGUGAAUUUUUCUCCCGUCUUCUUCUUGAGGACAGUUGUCAUUACUUAUUCUACUCAAUUCUUUUUCUGACAUCUGCGCCUGUGACUAUGGCUCUUCUCCCAAUCUCUUUAUUUGCUGCUCUGCACGCAGCUGCUCAGCUGGUGAAACUCCUGACAGCGAUUGGACAUGGAGGGUCAAUGGUCGCCCUCCGUUUAGCUUCGAUCGCUCAACAGCACACUACGAACUGCCUGGGAAUCAUAGCUUGUGGAGAAAUUUUCCUUAUUCCAGUUCUCAUCUCCAUGAUUUUCGUCGGAAAAGCUUCGCUGUUCGUGCCUUUUGUCUACUAUCGUUUCCUCACGUUACGGUAUGCAUCACAGAGGAACCCAAGCACAAGACAAGCGUUCGCUCAGAUGCGUUACUCACUGGAUCAAGUGGCGGUAUCUCCCAAUUGUCCUCAAGUGAUACGAUCACUUAUAUAUAAUUCCGUGGCAUUCAUCUCUCGGCUUGCUCCUGUUGUCUGA